Messenger RNA from Fragaria vesca subsp. vesca, 1269 nucleotides. RefSeq names its product vesicle-associated protein 2-2-like. Bases 184 to 1041 code for a protein of 285 amino acids. The record is from RefSeq and is a predicted model, not a curated record. NCBI's taxonomy places the organism in Eukaryota, Viridiplantae, Streptophyta, Magnoliopsida, Rosales, Rosaceae. Gene Ontology annotation, biological process: endoplasmic reticulum membrane organization. Gene Ontology annotation, cellular component: plasma membrane; endoplasmic reticulum membrane. The transcript is spliced from 8 exons.
AGAGAGAGAGAGAGAGACCCACAACAGGCACCAACACUAUUCUUUGCUUUCACUGCUCUUCUUCACCCUUUACAUAGUCCUUUACAUCACCAACACCUCCAACCAUUCAUCCUCUCUCUCACUCACUCUUAGAUUCUUGCAUUGUCUCAAGAAUUGGUGGUGGGUACUUGUGAAGCUUGCAGAAUGAUCACCACAGAGCUUUUGGAUGUUCAACCCAAUGAACUCCAAUUCACAUUUGAGGUAAAGAAGCAGAGCACAUGUACAAUACAACUUGGGAACAGGUCUGACCAGUGUGUUGCUUUCAAGGUGAAAACCACUUCUCCAAAGAAAUACUGUGUGCGGCCAAAUACAGGCAUCAUAAAGCCCAGGGCAACAUGUGAUUUCACAGUUACUAUGCAAGCUCAGAAAGUAGCUCCACCUGAAUUGCAGUGUAAAGACAAGUUCCUAAUCCAAUGCACAGUUAUUCCAUUUGGGAUAUCAGAGGAGGAGGUUACAUCUGACAUGUUUGCAAAAGAUAGUGGCAAAUACGUUGAGGAGAAGAAGUUAAGAGUGGUGCUCACCAGCCCACCCCCUUUUCCAGAAUUUCUACAUGUUAAUGGAGAGCCGAAGGAAGAUCUUUGUUAUGAAACUUCAGCACAAAAGGACAGAGUUCUGAAUGAAGUUGAAUACAUACCUCCUCCUCAAAGGGUUGCUGACAAUGUUGACGGUGAAAGUUAUAAGGAUGAGUCAAGAGCAGUUAUGCAUGCAGAGGAAUUGAAACCAGAAAAAAAUGCUGUUGUGUUGAAUUUAGCAAAGGACUUGGAGGAGUUGAAAUCAAAGCUCAGUACAGUGAAUUUAAAGCUAAAAGAGGCUGAUCUUACCAUCAUUAAGCUAACAGAAGAAAAGAGAAUGACCACUCGAGAGAAGAAUAUGCUUAAACAUGAAUCGGAGUUGUUGAGUAAGAAGAACAAUGCAAGAAGCAUUAUGGUUGGCUUCCCUCUUCUUUAUAUUUUUCUGGUUGCUCUUAUCAGCAUAGCAAUCGGAUACUUUGCGCAUCCUUAGAUAAAAGUAAAAUUCUGUCUAGAUAUGUUGUAAAUGUGAUCAUUUUUCUCUCAUGACUAGCCUUGCAUGUCUAUGAGACUAUGACACCAGAAGAUGUUCUAUCUCAUCAGUAGGAUAUAUAUGGACAAUCUGAAUUCUGCAUGUAAGGAGAGCUCAUCUUUCAAUCAAAAUAACUAGUUCAGCAAUAUGGUGGAAUUGUAUUUGAAAUUUGCAAUUCAAAACGCACCA